CCAGCAAUGCAACGGUUUCUCUGUCCUGGGAGGUUCCUCAUCAGGCUGUGGGUGGUAUCCCCCAACCUCCACCUGUUCCCCAUAGUCCUUCCCUUCUCAAAUCUGGGCUGGUGGAGUCCUGGACUGGUCUUUCAGGGCUAAACUGGCUUUUUCUCACAGCCCAGACACUGCACAGGAGCUGCUGCUGGAGGUGACAACUGUCCUGCUGGAGGUCAGGGGAAGAGUUUAGUCCAGUCAGCAUGACUGGAAUUGUCAGUGCAGGUUCCUCUUUCUUCAGGAACUGGGGAAAAAAGAUUGCACCAUGUGGUAAAAGCCCAGAUGAGCAUCAGCUCAGCCCUCUGGGGUGGUGGGUGAAUGGAUCCCGAGGAGUUCCUCGUGCUGCCCUUUCCUUGGUCUCUUUUCCAGAUGACCUUUUAUUUCUCGGACACGGCAGUGCUGCUCUUUGACUUCUGGAAUGUCCACAGCCCCACAGGGAUGGUGCUGUCAGUGCUGGUGAUCCUGCUGCUGUCGGUGCUCUACGAGGCCCUGAAGAUGGGCAAGGCCGUGCUGCUGCGGCGGGCGCUGCUGGCACUGCCCCGCAGCCUCAGCCAGGAGGCCCUGACGGAGCCACAGGAGGGGGACACCGACCCUGCGCAGGGCAGGUGGUUCCGGUACCACGUGGGGCAGACGCUGUUCCACGUGGUGCAGGUGGUGCUGGGCUACAUGGUGAUGCUGGCUGUGAUGUCCUACAACGCCUGGAUCUUCCUGGGGGCCAUCGCGGGCUCCACGCUGGGCUAUUUCGUGGUGUACCCCCUGCUCGGCCGGGGUUAGACCCCCCCCAGGGUGGUGGGACACGUGCCCCCACCUCCUGCUCCUCUGUCUGGAAUAGCUGCUGUCACUUCUGCUGGCUCUGUCCCUGUCCCCUGUGCUGGGUGGGACGCAGAGCCCCAGGGACUCGCUGUGGGGCUCUCGGUGCUGGCCCUGCCGGGGUGGGGCAGUGCUGGGGACAGGGAGCCCCACGGCCAGCACUGCCAGGCUGGUGGCUGUCCCCUGGCUCUCAAGGAGCUCUGGGCAGGUGCUGACAGCGAGGGGGUGCUGGGCAUUUCCUUCCCCUCCCCACUUUUCAAGGAGGUUCAUCCUGGCUGGAACGGGAAUGGUCCGGUGACUUGCUGGGGAAGGGGACACGCUGGGGACAGGGCCCACUGCCCUCCUGCCCCAGAGCUGCCCUGCACCAAGCCCCUCUUCACACAGUGCCUUCUGGGGAUGCUGGGGGGGUCCUGCUCCCCCCACCCACUCCCCUCCUGCCAGUGCUUCAGGGAUGGGGUUGGAGUAGCCCCCGAGCCAUGGGGACACUGCUGCUCCAGGCACCUCUUGCUGCUUCCUCAGGACACCCCUUUUAAUAAAAUCAUCUCAGUCACUCUGCUCCUGGUUUGUGUCGCUGCUGGGUGGUCUCAGGAGGUGACACCCCCUGGUCACAGCAGGAAUGGGGGUCCCCAGCCCUGCUCCCCAGGCGGGAGGUUCAGGAACAAGGACAAACCUCCUCUGGCUUUAAAUAAAGCUUUUCCAUUUUAUUAAUUAUUAUAAGCAUAUCUUUAAA
Myiozetetes cayanensis is the source of this 1576-nucleotide messenger RNA. RefSeq names its product solute carrier family 31 member 2 (gene SLC31A2). The record is from RefSeq and is a predicted model, not a curated record. Gene Ontology annotation, molecular function: copper ion transmembrane transporter activity. Lineage: Eukaryota; Metazoa; Chordata; Aves; Passeriformes; Tyrannidae. The transcript has 3 exons. Bases 355 to 810 code for a protein of 151 amino acids. Gene Ontology annotation, cellular component: membrane. Gene Ontology annotation, biological process: copper ion transmembrane transport.